Messenger RNA from Cornus florida, 1359 nucleotides. Its product is annotated as ethylene-responsive transcription factor WIN1-like. The record is from RefSeq and is a predicted model, not a curated record. Lineage: Eukaryota; Viridiplantae; Streptophyta; Magnoliopsida; Cornales; Cornaceae. Gene Ontology annotation, molecular function: DNA binding; DNA-binding transcription factor activity. The annotation marks the transcript as partial. Gene Ontology annotation, biological process: regulation of DNA-templated transcription. The transcript has a single exon.
AAUCGAGGAAAAGGGAAAAUAAGGGUUUUUUGUUACGAUGAGGAUGGCACCGACUCUUCUAAUGAUGAAAGUCUUGACGAGCCCAAGCGUUUUAUUAGAGAAAUUUAUCUCCCACUUGGUGGUAUUCAGCAGAAAACAGAUGGCUGCAAAAACCCUAAAAAGAGGGUUUUGACCAAUACUUCGAACCAACAGGGACAAUCUGGCUUGAAAAACAGAGGCGUACGACAGCGAAAAUGGGGCCGAUGGGCUGCUGAAAUCCGGGAUCCCUUCCAAGGAAAGAAGGUUUGGUUGGGUACUUUUAAUACUGCUGAAGAAGCUUCAAAUGCUUAUGAUAAGAAGCGGCUUGAAUUUGAUUCUUUAAAGGCCAUUUCUUUCCCCAAGAAGAGUUGCAAUCAAUCUUCUUCGAUGGCCUUCUCAAAUUAUCAAAAGCCCACUUUUUCUGAGGAGUCUUAUAGUACAAUGUCGCAGACAACUUCUCCGUUGUCUGUCCUUGAGAUGGAGUCUUCAAUUACAGCCUCUGCAGUGAAAGAUGCUUGUGUUAGCACCAUUCUUGCUGAACAGAAAGAUUUGGCUUCGCACAUCAACGGUAUUGGCACCAAUGUUCAGCAAGAAGAGAUAGCUUUGGCUUUGAACAUGAAUGGCAGAUGCUGCAAUGAUACAACGAAAGAUGCUAGUAUUGGCACCAAUACUGGUGAGCAGCAAGUGCCCAAUUUGGUUUCUGAGGAUGCCCCAUUGAUGUCUCUUCCAAUUGGGGAGGGCCUGGACUUAGCACUGGAGCUAGAGUCAAUCUUUGCUGACAACGGUUUUGGCCAGUAUUUAAGUGACAAUCUUGACUAUAUUGGAGAACCCAUUGAACUUUCAGAUUGUUAUUUCGAGUUGGAUGGUGACCAGCUGGAUCAAGAGAAGUAUGAUUGGGUGGAUGAAUUUUUCGAUAUGGAGAAACCCCUCAAUAUACCAUGUCCACAACUUUUGCAGCAAGUAGGAAGCUAGUGUAUUUACAGUAUCAUUAGAAUAGUCUCAAGUUUUGCAGAUUUUGUCUCUUUGUUUAGAAGAGUGUGUGUAUGGAUAAUGAGUGAGUCCCUUCGUUUUCCUGUGCUAUUAGAGCCGUCCAAGGGUUUGAUGGUAAGAGGCAAUUACUUUAAUCAACGUGAUUAAAGUGCCAAUUCGUCGGAGUCCUCCUCCUGUCACCGGAAUGUAUGGUAGUAUAUAUUAACGGUUACCAUUUGUAAUGUUGAGCUCAUCAUCAAUUGGGUUAUUUCUGAGGCCUGUACCUUGGGCUGUUGUAUGCUCUAAUACAAUGGGCCCAUUGGUUAGCUAUUGCUAGCCUUGUAUUUUCUCAUAUUUUUAAUCAAAUUUAAC